Molecule: messenger RNA, 168 nt
Organism: Ectocarpus siliculosus
Lineage: Eukaryota; Phaeophyceae; Ectocarpales; Ectocarpaceae
Source: the annotation of a GenBank genome assembly
AUGCUCAAGAACGCUCAGGUGCUGGCGGGCGAGCUAAGCUCAAGGAUGGGGAAGGCCGUGGAAGACCUCCGGUUUGAUGACUCGGACAAGCUUACCGCCGGUAUGAAAAUAGAAUUCUCCACCAUAUUGUGGGGAGCGAAGCAAAUUUCGUGGUAUGUGUUCAGAUAG